AUGUCGCGCCGUAAUGGACGUCCACGAUCCCGUAGGAAGGGCUCCACAACAUCCUCUGCGCCUAUCUCUCGCCAACCCUCACAAGGCCCACAGGAUAUACAACGUCAAAUACUGCCGCCUACGCCAACGUCACCCGUCAACAAAGACUGUGGAGAGUUGGUUCCUUCCCCUGAGCUUGUAGCGCCGGAAUCCUCACUUGGUGUUUCUGUCCAACCUUUGAACACCACAACUACCGCCAACAUCUCAAACGAGAAGCAACACGUCAAAAGCCACCCGGACAUCCGUCCUGAGAUACACAGACAGAACCUAGCCCUCGAGCCAUACGGGGGUGCAGCAGUUGAUUUGACGAGUGCAUCAUUUCCCACCUUGUCGUUCUUUGAUGACCCCACAAAUGCUUUACAAUGUGAUAGCUCGGCAUUCACAUUUACGCCCAUGUUCAGUCCAUCACAAACACGCAGCGAUACCGAUAUCUCGCAAGUCUUCUCUUUCGAUUACUUCGGUGGAGGCAGUGAAUCAGCAUGGACCGAAUUGACCACCACAACGUCCAGUCAUACUGGCGAUUUGCCCGUAGACUUGAACACUUCGACUAUCGUAUGCUCUUGCUCUACCUUGCUGAUUCAUCAGCUCGAUAGGUCAGCUUCUCUUAUGGACAACGGCCAGGGAGAUGGGAGGUGUGGACCGAAGCCUUCUUCAGCAUUACUCUUGUGCCAAGCGAUGGACGAGGUCUCUGUUCUGUUGGGCAUGGGAACGGUUUGGGGUGAAGUUCCUUCUGGACAGCUCAUGUGUAGCACUACCAAUCUAGCACAAGACGAGCUGUUGAUGCGGUGUGGGACUUAUACAGUAAGAAGGACCGAUCAACGUGCUCUGCUGCAAACACUCAUGAUGAAGCGUUUCUCAGAGAUGCAACGUGCGAUCUACAAUCUGGAAAAGAUUGUUACAAAGGAAGACGCAGCGAGCUCGUUGUGUCACGAGGUGUAUGCUGGUAUGGUUACUGAGCUAAAACGCAAGGUCGCGUCGAAGGUGGAACAUUUGAAAACUUUAAUGCAAUAA
Messenger RNA from Parastagonospora nodorum SN15, 1050 nucleotides. RefSeq lists its product as hypothetical. Lineage: Eukaryota; Fungi; Ascomycota; Dothideomycetes; Pleosporales; Phaeosphaeriaceae. The transcript has 2 exons. Bases 1 to 1050 code for a protein of 349 amino acids. The record is from RefSeq and is a predicted model, not a curated record.